AUUCACUGCAUGACGUGUGGUGUGACAUAUAAUGGAAAAUGUUUUUAUUGUGAUUUUAUUUUACAGAUAAAACUAUACGAGGAAGGUCCUAUUUUUUAAAUAAAAACACAUUUCCAUGACCUCCCAAAAAGUCUGAUUAGUACCAAAUUGGCUGACAACCCAGUGAAAACCGGUAAUUCUUGAUUCAGGAUAUCCAAAAAAGUAAAGAUAGACACCGUGUGGGGCUGGGCGUCCCCGCCCUUGCGUCUGCAAAUCGCGCCGCAGCUGCGCGGCGCUUGCCGUAUGGGCGGCGAUAUGACCGGGGGCGGCGGCGACCGCCCCCCCUCGCCCGCGCGCCUCUCGCACUCUUCGGAGAAACACCCGAAAAACACCCUCACCGAACUGAAUUUGCUGCGAAGGCACAGGGAACUGUGCGACGUGAUACUCAACGUCGGCACCAGGAAGAUAUUCGCGCAUAGGGUCAUAUUGAGCGCGUGUAGCCCGUACUUCAGAGCCAUGUUCACCGGGGAGUUGGCUGAGUCUAGGCAGACUGAGGUAACGAUUCGUGAUAUCGACGAAUUAGCGAUGGACCUGCUGAUCGAUUUCUGCUACACCUCUCACAUCGUAGUAGAAGAAUCUAACGUGCAGAUGCUUUUGCCUGCCGCUUGUCUUCUGCAAUUGACAGAGAUCCAGGACAUUUGCUGCGAGUUCCUUAAACGACAGCUCGACCCCUCGAACUGCCUCGGAAUCAGGGCGUUUGCUGAUACGCAUUCGUGCAGGGAACUGUUGAGGAUCGCAGAUAAGUUUACCCAGCACAAUUUUCAGGAGGUGAUGGAAUCGGAGGAGUUUCUAUUGCUCCCGGUGGGACAGUUGGUGGAUAUCAUCGCAAGUGAUGAACUGAACGUGCGUACCGAGGAACAAGUUUUCAAUGCAGUCAUGUCUUGGGUCAAAUAUAACGUCGGGGAGAGGCGUCAGCAUCUACCCCAGGUCCUACAGCAUGUCAGAUUGCCGUUGCUGAGCCCGAAAUUUCUUGUCGGCACAGUCGGGUCGGACCUACUUGUUAGGUCUGAUGAGUCUUGCAGAGACCUAGUUGAUGAGGCCAAGAACUACCUUCUAUUGCCGCAAGAAAGACCGUUGAUGCAGGGACCCAGAACGCGACCUAGGAAACCUACUAGAAGAGGUGAAGUUCUCUUUGCCGUGGGCGGUUGGUGUAGCGGUGAUGCGAUAGCUUCCGUGGAGAAAUUCGAUCCGCAGACUAUGGAGUGGAAAAUGGUCGCUCCGAUGAGCAAACGAAGAUGCGGAGUUGGAGUGGCCGUGCUCAAUGAUCUCUUGUACGCCGUAGGCGGACACGACGGACAAAGCUAUCUCAACAGUAUAGAAAGGUACGAUCCUCAGACUGAUCAGUGGUCGUGCGAUGUUGCCCCAACUACAUCUUGCAGGACAAGCGUUGGAGUUGCAGUAUUGGAUAAUCUUCUUUACGCGGUUGGCGGUCAAGAUGGCGUCCAAUGUCUGAAUCACGUAGAAAGGUAUGAUCCAAAAGAAAAUAAAUGGGGCAAGGUGGCGCCCAUGACAACCAGACGCUUGGGAGUGGCUGUGGCGGUUCUAGGCGGAUACCUUUAUGCAAUCGGCGGUUCCGAUGGACAAUCGCCACUUAAUACAGUUGAAAGAUAUGAUCCUCGACAUAACAAAUGGACGCUGGUCAGCCCGAUGUCGACGCGUCGGAAACACCUAGGCUGCGCGGUGUUCAACAAUCUCAUCUACGCCGUUGGAGGAAGAGAUGAUUGCAUGGAGUUGAGCAGUGCCGAGCGGUACAACCCUCACACGAACACCUGGAGUCCGAUCGUUGCUAUGACAUCCAGGCGAAGCGGGGUGGGCUUGGCCGUGGUGAACGGCCAGUUAUACGCAGUAGGCGGUUUCGACGGUACCGCCUACCUGAAAACAAUCGAAUUCUACGAUACGGAGCAGAACCAAUGGCGAUUGUGCGGCUCGAUGAACUACAGGCGGUUGGGCGGCGGUGUGGGCGUGAUGAGAGCGCCGCAAACGGAGAAUCGCAUCUGGUAGUUGAGGCGGUUCCUUUUCGUUUCUGCGGAUCCGAACAGGCGGUACCGGAUCACCAACUGUUAGGCGACGUUCUCAUCGAAAGCGACGCGCACCCGGAUUACGUAACUAAGAAAGUGACGUUAUAUCGAUUUUUAAUUACAUUGUGUUUAUCACAGAACAAGCUGCUGUGUAAGAUUUUGACAGUUAAAAUCGAGCUCACCUGAUUUGUGGUAUAAACCAAUUUUUUUGAUAUUGUGUACACGUGGGUUCAAAAUAAACACAACAAGCAAAAUUUUGGUAAAAUUCGGAACGUCAUAAUUUUUUUACUUUGACCUAGAUUUUAUCGAUUUUUUCGGGAGGCGGUAGGUGCACUCAUUAGCAUAAAGUGGAAUUACCCCUCCCCCUUAGACGCCAAACUUUUAACAAAGCAAUUCAACUUUUAGGCCCGUUCGCGGAAUAUUACACGAUUUUUUUAGUAACUAAAGAGGUACGCAGCUUGAAAUGAAAAAAAAAUUGCCCAACCUCAAAUUCCUUAUUUGAGAAAUCUUCGGCCUAUUUGAGACAGCCUGGCCUUAAGACGAUAUAUUUACUUAUCUCCGAUGAUUUUUGACGAACCAGCCGAAAACUGAACUUCAUUUAGCUCAGUGGUAGUAGCAAUGUUUAAACAUUUUACGGCAGUUUGGCAACACCGCGUCGGUACAUGCAGAGCCAUCUGCGAGCGAAUCGCCAAGCUCGUAGAUCGAUGUAUUUGUAAGCGAGUAAUAGUCCAAGAGCCGAUCUCAAAAUGUUGGUUACAUCGCGAACUGAUAUGUUUAAGAGUUAUAAAUAUCAUGAUAUAUGUCCUAAGAACCCUAGCUUAAAACUAGCUUUUCGCUUGAUAUAACUACUACUUUUAGCCGUUGUUGAGAAACUAGUCGGGUGCCGUCGCUUUGGUGAGAACGCUUGUAUUUGCCGUUUGCAGUCAUUUGCUUUCGUUGAGAACGGUCCUUAUUUAUACCUGCUGAUACUUAUCCUGAGAUCUCUCAUUUUCUAAUUAUUCCCACUGCCCAGGAAAAAUCUCAAUUGGACGAAUAUGCGUUUAUUCGUAACGAAGUGAAAGAUAAAAAUGAUUAAUGUGAAAUCUUGUUGUAGUAUAAAGAUUUUCAUCAGCGGUAAGAUCUUCCUUACGUUAAAAAAGUCUAAAGAACAUAGUAUUAGAAAAUGUUCCUAAUAAUAUCGCACCUAGAACUUGUAAUUUCUCUUCUAACUGUAUGUAUAUAUGUGAUACACUUAGAUAACU
Molecule: messenger RNA, 3298 nt
Organism: Acanthoscelides obtectus
Lineage: Eukaryota; Metazoa; Arthropoda; Insecta; Coleoptera; Chrysomelidae
Source: the annotation of a GenBank genome assembly